UUUCAUAAUAAUCCCAGUCCACCAAGAAGCCCUCGUUAAUUAAAUGUAGUCGUGAAGAUGUUUAGCAACAGGCACAAUAUCUUUUCCAUGUGAAGAUAAUUUACAGGGGGCAAACGAAGUGUUGCCAUGGGGCACUUUAUACUUACAGCUAUUUGCUGAAAUCUUUUCAUCUCCCCAGGAUUCGUACCACCAAUCAUUUCGCAAACAAUGACAUGCAAGUGUUUGUUGCACGCAUUGCGGUGAACCUCUUCAAGCAAACAUAACCGCCUCAGUACCUGUCGAUAGAGGAAAUGCCUACUUUCAGUAGUCCUUUGCAUUUUUCUAAAGGCCGUGUGAACGAAACGUUGUACUUGCAGUGGACGCGCGUAAUGACACGAGGAAAAAAUGGCGAUUCGUGCAGACAUCGCAUGACACAGGCUCCACAAUGAAGGUUACCAAUCAAUACUUUCUAUGGAUCCGUGUACACAGCUGCUGUCUACCAACGAAGGUGACUGUGCCGUACCGUUGUGUAAUGACUUGACGUCACAUAGCCCUAAUGCAGGUGGUGGAAUUGGUUACAGUGGUGGGUUAAGGUUUGGAUUGUAAGUGACGGAUGAGGAAGAUGCAGAAAGCCUUCCAGGGCUUACAGUCAGAUUGAGUUGAACCUGUAAACCACUAUGCAUUUAUACAAACACUCGGUAGACAGUUUAAUUUGAAAGAGUGUCUGUGCAUCAGCAGUAAAGUGUUGAUGAUGAUGUAAAACAACCGAUGCUCCGGGCUGCCAUUGAAAUAACUUCAAGUGCAUCAAAGUGGUAACGUUCGGCCGCCAAGACGGCGACAUACGGAAUGGGUAGCGGCUCCUCCAAAAAAGCCAAGCAACUGGAGGAAGAAGAGAGAGAAUUUAAGAAGAGGAACAUGCAAAAGGAUAAACUAAACGACGAAGGUGACGAGGAGGUUGGUGAAGAUGGGAAGAGGAGAAAGAAGAAACCUAAAGAUGAUGAGUACCUCAUUCAAACCUUUGCAGGUCACAAAGGGGGAAUAAACUGUAUGAGUAUAAACGAAGAUGGAAAUAUGUUUGUUACUGGUGGUGAAGACAAAACUGCUAUUAUGUGGAACUUGAACACUUUUGAACGGGUCCAUACGUUGAAAGGACAUAAGAGUUACAUCACCUGCGUCCAACUUCUGGAUGAAUUCUGCUACACCGGCUCAUCAGACAAGGCCGUACGGAAAUGGAAUGCCAAGACUGGUAAGUGUGAGUUAGUAAUCGAAGGUCAUGCUGCUCCCAUCAAUAGACUUAUCUGUACUGGCGAUUUUCUCUUCACAAGUUCCUACGAUCGCACUGCUAUGUGUUGGGACCCAGACGACGGUGAACUUCUGCAUAUAUUCCGUGGUCAUCGUCGUGGAGUUACUCCUCUCAUGUACAUUCCAGCCGAAGAUGCUCUCAAGGAUGACGUGAUUGACAUCGAUAGUAACCGAGACAUCUUAGUGACGGGCAGUGCUGAUGGAACAGCUAUGUCCUGGAACAUGGACUCCGGUGAUAGCUUAGUAACUUUCAAGGGACACAAAGGUGGAAUUCUGUGCCUGGCUGCUGAUUCAACCGGUAGUGUCUUAUUUACUGGGAGUGCAGACUGUACAGUCAAGAGCUGGAAUAUCAACACUGGUGAAAUUUUCAAGACGUUUGAAGGACACCAAAGUGCUGUCGUUUGCCUCCAGGUGAUAAACAAAUUGAUGUAUACAGGCAGUUCUGACCAAAGUGCUAAGUGUUGGGUGACGGAAUUCGGCGACUGUACACGUACUUAUCAAGGCCAUAAACACACAGUUAGCGCUGUUCGCUUUCGAGAUGGAUUAGUUUACACGGGAUGCGGUGAUAACCUUGCCAGGGUUUACGAUGCCAAGUCAGGGGCAUUGAAAAGGACGUUUAAAGGUCACGAAUAUUGUAUUAAUGCCAUCAUGAUAUUGCCUCAAAAGAUGCUGACUGCGUCUCAUGAUGGAUCUGUAAAAUUGUGGGAUUGCUCUGGCAUCAAAGAUGAAAUCACAAGCUUUGGAGACGAAGAAGAGGAAAAAGAAAGGAAGAAAAAGGAAAAAGAAGAAAAGAAAAGAGCAAAAGAGCAGAAGAAGAAGGAAAAGAAAGAAAAGGAGAGAUUGGAAAAGGAGAAAAAGAAGAAAGUCUCAAAUCAGAACGACGAGAAGGAGAGUUUGCCUGAGAAGAAUGAUUUCGAAAAAAGUGAAAAAGAUCCGGAAGAGAAGAGAGACAAAGGGAAAGAAGAGGUUGGAAUAGAUGAUGAAAUCUCCAGAGAAAUCGAAAUGAUUAGUAAAGACAUGGAUGACUUUUAACAGGAAGGAGUAGAACAUACACUCACCUAAAUUUGUGUGUGGCAUUAAACACUAAUCAUCUGUAAUUAUACGCAUACACCCAGUCUGCCUUUCUGGCGGUAUGACCCAAUUUAAUAAAAACUGACCAAAUCAAACUCUCCCUUAAAUUUGAGACCUAUGACCAAAGUUGUUAAUUAUAUUUCACAUAGGCUGAGUAGUCUAUUGAACACCACCGCGCUUGCCCACUAUGUCAAUAACUAUAUGUAGGACGUAUAUAAGUUGAUUGAGCUCUGAGUUCGUGUUCGUGUGAGCUAAGUUUGACAGCGAUAAAGUACAUGAUUAAUUGAUAUUGUAACACUUUGAUAUUCGACACAGCUGCACAAUAUUAAUGAUUAAUGGAAGUCUACCCGUUAUACUUGGUUGCACCUCAUGAAUUAGAUUCAAAAAAGAGCAAUAAUCUUGUGUCAUGCGUAGUUACUUGUCAGGUUUUGUGGAUUCGCGUCCGGCAAUGACCGAUGUUUGCUUUAAAAACAAAGACUUGAACUCUCUCGAUAUUACUGCUAUUAAAUAUACUACCGGGCUACCUAAGACACUGAUUAAGAAUGUAUUCACAAGUUAAAGUGUGUUCGUGCUAGGAAGUUCGAUGGAUCAAUAUGUCAAUACCCAGCGUACUGAAGCAUUCUUAUUUCAUUUGAAAGGUUACAUUUUUUAGCCGUUGACUGUCCUUGUUAAAUUAAGUUUGGAUGUCUGCAUGUUCUUGUUCCUCCUCAGAUUUGCAAGUUUUUCAAUUUCUCUUCCCUCGUUUGACAAACGGUUUCUUUGAUGGUUUGCUUUAUUUCAAUUCAGAUAUCUUUUUUUGUAAAUUCAUAUCAUACAAAGUACAGAAACCUGUCUAAGUCUUGUGAAAUUCCAUUUGGCAGUAUUGCACCGAAAGUACUGUGGAAAUUUGUUGUAUUGUUAGACUAACCCGCCAUACCUACAUGUACAUUAUCCUGCAUAGCGUGAAUCCCUCAGGAAAUGAAUGAUGUCAAAACACUGUGUUGCAUUGUAAUGAUACAAAUUACGAUGAAUUCGUCCAUUCUGAUGUAGUAUUUGUUUCUAAUCAUCAGCAGAACAAAGUGAGGCCUUUUUUCCCAUUGUUUUUAUACCAUGUUAAUCUCACAAAUCAUCUAAAUAAUUCAUAGUGAUAAAACUAUCAUAACUAAAAUUAUUAUAUUCUAUAAUGGCAGCGGAACAUGCUACUUUUUAGAGAUUGGGUCGAUAUAAGUGUACUUCAAAAAUUAAUCCUUCAAUCAAUAUGAGUUAUAUCCGUUGCAAGAGAAGGUGUCUCAAUAAUGUUACACCGAUUUCAAUAAGUGCUGCUCAGCAUGUCAAAUACAUCAUCACGUGGGCUCAUUUAUUUAUCAAAUUCUCACUAUACAAAGCCAUAUAUGAAUAAUUGUUCAAAAAUAUUUUUCUUUAUAAACUGCUAUAUAUGUAUAAUAUUUUCUAUAGUUUGUGCCAAAGUAUUUACUCCGUAUUCAAAUAGUAUACGCUGUAUUUUAAUAGUAGAUAUGCAGAAAAAUGGAACUUGUUUACAUAAAAAUUAAAACAGGCGGUCGAUACUGA
Acanthaster planci (crown-of-thorns starfish) is the source of this 3900-nucleotide messenger RNA. RefSeq lists its product as uncharacterized. Lineage: Eukaryota; Metazoa; Echinodermata; Asteroidea; Valvatida; Acanthasteridae. Gene Ontology annotation, molecular function: protein binding. The record is from RefSeq and is a predicted model, not a curated record.